Lagenorhynchus albirostris (white-beaked dolphin) is the source of this 926-nucleotide messenger RNA. It is a transcript of the gene NPPC, whose product is annotated as natriuretic peptide C. Gene Ontology annotation, cellular component: extracellular region. Gene Ontology annotation, biological process: receptor guanylyl cyclase signaling pathway; cGMP biosynthetic process. The record is from RefSeq and is a predicted model, not a curated record. Gene Ontology annotation, molecular function: hormone activity; hormone receptor binding. Lineage: Eukaryota; Metazoa; Chordata; Mammalia; Artiodactyla; Delphinidae. Bases 131 to 511 code for a protein of 126 amino acids. The transcript is spliced from 3 exons.
GACCCGGACCUGCACCCGCGUCGCAGCCCGGCCAGCCUGCUCCGCGCUCGCCUGCCCGUCUGCCCGUCUGCCCGCCGGCCCCGCGCACCCUUGCUGCCGCCGGUCUGCGCCCAGCCACCCCACGGGCACCAUGCACCUCUCCCAGCUGCUGGCCUGCGCCCUGCUGCUCGCGCUACUCUCGCUCCGGCCCUCCGAAGCCAAGCCCGGGGCGCCGCCGAAGGUCCCGCGCACUCCGCCAGGGGAGGAGGUGGCCGAGCCCCAGGCUGCGGGAGGAGGUCAGAAGAAGGGCGACAAGACUCCCGGGGGCGGCGGCGCCAAUCUCAAGGGCGACCGGUCGCGACUGCUCCGGGACCUGCGCGUGGACACCAAGUCUCGGGCGGCGUGGGCCCGUCUUCUGCAAGAGCACCCCAACGCGCGGAAAUACAAGGGAGGCAACAAGAAGGGUUUGUCCAAGGGCUGCUUCGGCCUCAAGCUGGACAGGAUCGGCUCCAUGAGCGGCCUGGGAUGUUAGUGCGGCGACCCCUGGCGGCGGAUUGGGAACUUGCUCCGUUUUGCUGAGGUCAUCCUUGGUCAUCAGCCUCCCAGCAUCUGGAAGCACCUCCAGCGCAAUGUGGCUAUUACAUUCUUUUUUUUUUUUUCCUGGUACUGGGAAUACACAACACCAGCUGUUUUAUUAUUAUUUAGGGAGGGGGGUAUGACUUUAUUGUUUAUUUUUUAAUGAAAAAUAAAAAGUUAUAUAUUAUAUAUAUUAUAUACACAAAACACACACACCUACACCGACGUGAUGACAAGGGACAGUUUUUAAGAGACUGACAAAACCAGCUGUAAAACAUUGCUGUUUGUAAAUUCAUGUCAUGCAUAAAUGUAUUUAUGUUGUAAAGCUAUUUAUAUUGUUUAUAAAGAGAUAUUUAUAAAAAUUUUAUUUA